CAUUACGAACACCGCGAGUCAUCUAUUUCGGUUGUAGCGCGCGAACCGUUGAUUCGUCCGCAACAGUGUUGCCGAUGAUCGCGCACAGACUGGACGUGCGUGUUGGUUGAUUUUGCAUUGUGCUUUGUUGUUUCACUGCUGCAACCGGCCCGUGAAUUGUGAAGCUGCUCUGAAGCUCCCAGCUCGGCGGGGAAAGCUUUGUUGCGGCCCAGUAUUGGACACUGAUCGGUGAAUAUCCGAAACAGCAGCAGGGUUUAAGUGAUGCUGCAGUUAUGAUUUGCUGUACGAGAUUGUGAUGUGUUUGGCGAACAUUUUAUUCCCAGUGCAACCGGUGUUUUUGAGUUAGCGUCGAACAAAAAUCUGUUGAUGUGUGCUGUUAUUAAUGUUCAUGAAUAUGCAUGAUCGAUCGGUUUUAGAAGAUGCAUCAAAAGCAAAAUUAACAUAUCGUGAAAUUAGUCACAAAUACAACCAAGAAUGAGAAGCAUAAUCACUUUUGCAUGUUCUACUUGGGUUGAGCGUGGCUUUCCCGGAACCGGUCCAAAUACUAUGACAAUGAACAACGUGUCUAAAGGGCCUAAGGGAGUUUAACCGGUUUGUGCGCGGCCGUUGUUAUAGCUAUCCGGUUUAGAUUUGUAGGUCGUUCUAAUAUGCCUAAUAAAAAUUCUUCCAUUUCAAAAUCUUUUAGCCCCAAAACAGUGUGUCCACGUGCAAAUUCUAUUCGUUUGGGGGACAUUUGCAAUGCAAAUGUUUCAAGAACAAGCCCAUCAAUAUGUCAUGGUGGACCCUUAAACAUGACGGUGGUGGAUCACACAAACAGGAAGCCAUUGUUUCGGUCGUAAAUAGGUUGCCGUGUGGGUUCGGAUGCGAGUGCUAAAUAUGUUUUUAUUUUAACGACUUCACCAUUCGUGUGCUAAACCUUGAAGCGACCAGUAAUUCCAAGGAUCGAGAUUUUUGUCACCCUUAAAACGCCAGCACAAAGAAACACAUUUACAGUGAAGUGUUACGUUAGGAAACAUACCAUUUCUGGGGUUCCAACAGUUGGCGCACGCUGACCGUAACGUAUAACCAUGGCCGAAAGAUUCGAAGGAAAGUCAUCUCAUUUGUCAGCAGUUCCAGCAACCGCUUCAUCUUAUGCGACGGACAUAACGCACCGCUAUCCGACAUUUCGCGAUGAGCCGUUCAAAAGUGUGUACAACUGGCUGGAGGGUAGACGGUAUGACGAUGGUGCCGAAGGUCUUUGGCGCAUCAAUGAUGGACUGUACAAUCUGGAAGAUUUUGCACGUAACCAUCCGGGAGGCACCGAGUGGAUACGUCUAACGAAGGGAACGGACAUUACGGAAGCAUUCGAAACGCAUCACCUCAGCCGACGGGCGGAACAAAUGCUUCCGAAGUUCUUUGUCCGGAAGGCAAAGCAGCCACGUAACGUCAGGCUAACGUUUCAUGAGCAUGGAUUCUACCGUACGCUUAAGCGACGCAUUAGCAAGCAGCUUGGCCAUGUGGAUCCCACUCCAAAGGAACACUCUCGUCGGAUAUUGGACGCACUGAUUGGAGCGGUACUGGUGACGGCUUAUCUCGCCAUAAGGCAUGAAAGCUUUACCAUUGGUUUAGUUUGUGCCAUUUGCGUAAAUGCAACCAUUAUUGCCGCACACAACUUUCUGCACCAGCGGGACAACUGGCGCAUGUACGUUUUCAAUAUUGCAUUUCUGAGUUAUCGGGAAUGGCGUGUGUCUCACGUGAUGUCGCACCAUCUGUAUCCGAACUCGGUGCUCGAUAUGGAAAUUUCUUCGUUCGAACCAUUCCUGUGCUAUUUACCGUGGGCGGAUCUGAAGAACAGCUUUCAGCGAUACGGUUCCUGGUUCUAUGGGCCGUUCAUCUACGGUUCGAUCUUUCUGAGCGAAUAUCUUAAGCGUUUGAUGGACAGCUUCAGUCAGGGAAAGAACCGGUUCCAUCUGGAUGAUCUCGUCCCAUUUUUCAUGCCUGCGUUCAUGUACGCUACCAAUCCGGAUCGGAUCGCACUGAUUCUACAAAUGUGGCUGUUUGUGGUGCUGAUGGCUAGUUUCUUCUUCGGUCUAAUCGGGUUAAGCGCUGGACAUCAUCACCCGAAAGCGCUCCAUUCCGGUGAUUUGUUUCCUAAUGACAUCGACUUUGGACUCUACCAGAUGGCAACGAUCGUCGAGCGGCGAGGCGUCGAAGGAUCGUUAUGGAAAGUGUUAACCACCUUUGGCGAUCACUAUUUGCACCACCUGUUUCCUACACUAGAUCAUGCGAUCUUGCCACAGCUGAACGGUGUCUUCCUGGCUACAUGCGAUGAGUUUGAUGUUGGUAAGCGGUUCAGUUCGUGGUUUUCGCAGUAUAUUGCUCAAAAUUUGCAGCUCGCUCGUGUACACGCCAAGCAGUACCAACCGCAAAAGUCACAGAAAAAAUCCAAAUCGAAAACAGAUCGGGUGAAUAGUGACACAUCUAGGGUUCGCAAAUCAUUACUGUCUGCUCACUGCAAGCGAACAACGAAUGGAAUGUUGGACAGGAAUUUGCAGAGAGUACAGAGAUAGAUAGGGGAAACUAUACGAACAUGUAAUCACACAGAGGACGUAAUUCUUCAUCAGUAAUAGUACCAAUUUUAGUUCGUGCUGUCACCAAAUCAGUUAAACAAAAGCCAGUGUGUCAAACUGCAGUUAGUUAUGAUUUUUUUAAACCGUAAACGUAAUAAAGAAACCGUAAAGGCGCCGUAAAUCCAAGCGUAGGUCAAACAGAGGGAUAUCUAUACCCUGAUGUAAAGAUUUUUAAUAAAUUAUCAUUAUUUCGCGUGUAUAACAUAUCUAUCACGGGUUUUUAUACAAAUUUAAAGCAAUAAAUUUUACACAUGAAUCGUGGACUAAUAGU
This is a messenger RNA of Anopheles funestus (African malaria mosquito), 2880 nucleotides long. Its product is annotated as cytochrome b5-related protein-like. Gene Ontology annotation, cellular component: mitochondrion. Bases 1068 to 2549 code for a protein of 493 amino acids. Gene Ontology annotation, biological process: lipid metabolic process. The transcript has 5 exons. The record is from RefSeq and is a predicted model, not a curated record. NCBI's taxonomy places the organism in Eukaryota, Metazoa, Arthropoda, Insecta, Diptera, Culicidae.